UCCUUUUUCUUAAUCCUGCUCAGUAUAAUAGAAUCAGGAACAGCAACCCUCAAAUCUAACAAAGAACUCUUCGAGGUCAUCAACAUAAAGAGAACAAAGCUCUUUGGGUUGGAGACAAGGGAAGUCAGGCUCAACUUCCUUCCUUCCAUUAGACUUUCCUGUGCCGAAAAUGCCAAGUGAGACAUUCAACAUCUGUAAUCUCUUCGUCAUCGAGGAUCUUACUCUCUACAGCAUUCUCUUUUCAGGUUUCUCAUUAGAUUCCCCCCGAACAACAUCUUGAUCACCUUGCAGAACACAGAACUUGGUAUCGCAUUUUCAUAAUCAUGAAAUUUAUCUGGUUGACUACCCUGGUGAUUCUUCUCCAGGCCUCAGCCACCAUAUCACUGGCUCUCCCGUCCUCCGCUCCUGGGUCAAGAGAUCAGUCUGGCUAUACCUCAGAACUUGCAAAGCGUCGCGGUGGGGGAGGAGGGGGAGGUCGUGCAGGGGGCAGCAGUAGUGGGGGAGGCAGUGGUGGCCGCACCGGUAGUAGCGGAGGGAGCAGCAGUGGAAGCAGUGGAGGUAGUGGAAGUGGUUCGAGGACUGGUUCCUCGACCAACGUUGGAGGCUCAACUCGCAGCGGUUCAGGGAGACAACCAGCCUACGGGGGCGGCAAAUAUUAUGCUGGCGGCGCGACCGCUCCCUAUACUUCGGGUUCUCGAUCGCGAACGGGCAUCACGCCCUAUCUGUUGCCUGCGACUGGUCUGGCGUUCUUCGGGUUCUGGGCAUACAACGUAUACGCCUAUCCAUACCCCCAUCAUUACUAUUAUGUGAAUCAGUCCUCGCACCGCAAUGAGUCCAUGCCCGUGGUCUGUCUAUGCCAACAGUACCUGGAAUGUGGCUGUGAUGACAACUCCAAUUCCACUUACUAUGAGUCGCUGUUUAACGGUAGCCAACCAACGAACACAAGCAUCACGCGGGUUGCCAAUGUGAAUGGCACCGACUCGAUCUAUAUCAAUGGUACUUUACCCAAUGGGACCACCGUCGCCGAUUCCUCUGCCUCAUCCGCCGCCGCAGCUGGACCAACAAGCCAAGUGAGCCUUGCCAUCGGGUACUGGACCAUCGUUGCGUUGGUGGUGGGCCAGGUGUGGGCUUUGUGAUGAGGGGUUUUGCUUUUGUUUAUCCAGUCUCUUGUUAUAGAUCUACUCCGUAGAAUACCCCUUCUCUUGUUUGCAACUACUAAGUACUUUUCU
Aspergillus fijiensis CBS 313.89 is the source of this 1229-nucleotide messenger RNA. RefSeq lists its product as uncharacterized. The coding region runs from base 324 to 1136 and encodes 270 amino acids. The transcript is spliced from 2 exons. Lineage: Eukaryota; Fungi; Ascomycota; Eurotiomycetes; Eurotiales; Aspergillaceae. The record is from RefSeq and is a predicted model, not a curated record.